This is a messenger RNA of Mesocricetus auratus (golden hamster), 5768 nucleotides long. RefSeq names its product insulin like growth factor binding protein 5 (gene Igfbp5). Gene Ontology annotation, molecular function: fibronectin binding; insulin-like growth factor I binding; insulin-like growth factor II binding. Gene Ontology annotation, cellular component: extracellular region. The record is from RefSeq and is a predicted model, not a curated record. Bases 786 to 1601 code for a protein of 271 amino acids. Gene Ontology annotation, biological process: regulation of insulin-like growth factor receptor signaling pathway. Lineage: Eukaryota; Metazoa; Chordata; Mammalia; Rodentia; Cricetidae. The transcript has 4 exons.
ACCAGAGCCCGCAGUCUCUUUGGAAACUUCUGCCGGGGGGUUAAAAGAGCUAGCAAAGAGCUGCAAAGCUGUUUGAGCUUUUUCUCUUUUUUUGUUCCUUUUCGUUAUCCCCUCCUCGGUCUGCACCCUUCUCCGGACUUCACGCAGAACCUGCGUGUUUCGAAGAGGUGGUGGCAGAGUAGGAGACAAGAGGUGUUAGGGUCCAGGCUUGGUGAGGUUUAGGUUUUUGCCGAUUUUUUUUCUCUUGAUUUCAACACCCCCCCCCCAUCUUCUUGGCAGCCGCCGACGCUUCUUACCUGUUCUGAGGCAGCGGCGAAGCUCACAGCAGAGGCUUGGAAAGGAGUGGGGGUGCGUUUUAGAUUUUAAGCAACAAGAAAAAAAAAUAAGCCAAGUCCAGUUUUUUCUUCAUCACCCCAUUUCCACAGCCUCCAAGCUCAUUAUUUCUGUUGCUUUGGGGUGAGCAAUUCUGUGGUUCCCCCCACCCCUGCAAUUCUGACCCGACCCCGCCUCGGGGUUUCUUCGGCCUCCGCUCACUCUGCGUGCACCUGGCGCGCCUCUUUUUUUCACCCCCAACCUGUUGCAAGUCUUUAAUCCUUGCAACUGGAACUUGCGUGCAGGCACCUGAAUCCUCCUUGCCUCAUAUUUUGCAAGUGUUUGUUUGGGUGAGGGCACCUGCUCUACCUGCAAGAGAUUAAAAAAAAAAAUCUCCAGGCGCCCUCUUGGCCCCUUUCUCUACGCACUCUCGCUCUCCUGCCCCGCCCCGAGGUAAGCGAGACUCGGAGAAAAUGGUGCUCAGCGCGGUCCUCCUGCUGCUGGCCGCCUAUGCCGGGCUGGCUCAAGGCCUGGGCUCUUUCGUGCAUUGUGAGCCCUGCGAUGAGAAAGCGCUGUCUAUGUGUCCCCCCAGCCCUCUGGGCUGCGAGCUGGUCAAGGAACCUGGCUGCGGCUGCUGCAUGACUUGCGCCCUGGCUGAGGGGCAGUCGUGUGGCGUCUACACUGAGCGCUGCGCCCAAGGUUUGCGCUGCCUCCCCCGGCAGGAUGAGGAGAAGCCGCUGCAUGCCCUGCUGCACGGCCGCGGGGUUUGCCUCAACGAAAAGAGCUAUGGCGAGCAAACCAAGAUAGAGAGAGACUCUCGCGAGCAUGAGGAACCUACCACAUCCGAGAUGGCUGAAGAGACCUACUCCCCCAAGGUCUUCCGGCCCAAGCACGCUCGCAUUUCCGAGCUGAAGGCUGAGGCCGUGAAGAAAAACCAGAGGAAGAAGCUGACCCAGUCUAAGUUUGUGGGGGGCGCAGAGAACACUGCCCACCCCAGAGUCAUCCCUGCGCCUGAGAUGAGACACGAGUCUGAGCAAGGCCCCUGCCGCAGACACAUGGAAGCGUCUCUGCAGGAACUCAAAGCCAGCCCACGCAUGGUGCCCCGCGCUGUGUACCUGCCCAAUUGUGACCGCAAAGGAUUCUACAAGAGAAAGCAGUGCAAGCCUUCCCGUGGCCGCAAACGUGGCAUCUGCUGGUGUGUGGACAAGUACGGGAUGAAGCUGCCGGGCAUGGAGUACGUCGAUGGGGACUUUCAGUGCCACACCUUCGACAGCAGCAACGUUGAGUGAUGCGUCCCCUCCCAUCCUCCCCCUUUCCUACCCCCCCGGCCCCAACUCCAGCCAGCGCCUCCCUCCACCCUAGAACACCACUCAUUUCAUCUCAUUUAGGGGAAAUAUAUAUACAUAUAUAUUUGAGGAAACGGAGGACCUCGGAAUCUCUAGCAAGGGCUAAGGAGACACUCCCCACCCCAACCCCGAAAACGUAUUUCUUUUUGAUGCAAGUUGAAUGGACAGAGAAGGGACGACGAGGAAGAGCAAGAGGGACCGAAUCGAGAGAUGGAGAGAAAGCAUCGGUGUAGACACGGGGGGAGUGACAGAUAGGGUUACAGAGAGACAGAGAGAAACAGCGAGACAGAAAGGACACCACAACCAGGGCUACAUCUGUCCUUCACUUCCAGGCCUGGUCAGAGGUCGGAGAGGGGUUGGGGCACUCAGAAGUGUGGCAUUCAGUGACACCCAGCUUAGACUGGUCAGGGGAAGGAAGGAAGCAACAGCAUGUGUCGGUGCCUCUCUCAGGUCUGCCGAUUCCUCCAGACCGCUGUGUGGAUGGCAAGGCCCCUGUCCCCCGCCCUCCUCUAACCAGUGCAGGGUGGUCCCACCCCCAAAUCUACAAACACUAAAAAGCAUUCCAUCCCUCUGAGGACAAAGGAAAUUGAGUGAUUGCCAAUAGGCUUUUCCCCAAGUGGAUGAGUGAACUCAACAUCUGUACAGAUUAUACUCUUGAUGGAGAUUUUUUUUCUAGAAGUCAGUGCCUGCCCCAACACUGGAAAGACUUGACUUUCCAGGGUGACAGCAAGCUUGUGGCUUUAGCCCUUGAUUUCACUAGACUCAAAGCUGGCCCAACAGCCUCUGUGGAGGAGGAGGACAGGCGGAGAGAGCAACGGGGUGUGUACUUAUUACAAGGCUCCAUGUAGACAUAUAUAGGCGUAUGAAUCUAUUUUCUUUAUUUUCCCCCUCUUCUUUUCCUUCAAAGUGUUGCAUUACCUCUUCAAAGUAGUUCCCUUUGGGCCCUGAAGAGCUUCCUCAUUCUGGGAAAAUUCGUAUUCAACUAAUACAACCCAGAACACUAAGUUUGCCUGCUUCUGGACAGCCUUCCCCAUGAGCUACACAUUUGGCUCUUUUGUAGGACACAGUGGCAGAUCUUCUCAUGAUUCCCAACCUGUGUUUAAAUGUGUCCACAAGUCAGGAUGCAGCCAUGUGUCACCUGUGCAGCGUGGGCCACCCCAUGUCACCCUUCCAACCCUCAGGAAGUAACUGUCUUACACCAUGAUACGUAAGCCCACCAGGUGCAUCUUUAACCCACUGGCCUGCCCAGGCCUUUCCUUAUGUCUCUUCAGAAUUGUAUUUUGAAAGCAUCCCACAGAUGCCAGACUGACAGAUCAGAGAGAAAGUGACAUGAGAGAUGGCAGAGGACGGGGUAGUGUGGCGGGGGGGGCGAGGCUUCCACGGAGAGAACUAGAAGAUGGAGCAGGGACUAGGGGCUGGGGGCCAGGAGAGUGACAGAAAGAUGGAAAUACCAACAGAAUUUCUCUUGGCUUCUCCCUUCUGGGAUUUAAGAGGAGAGGGAAGGGGUGGUCUGGGUUAGAAACAAGCUCAGAUCACAGAGCCCACAGGGUGGGGAGUUGAGGCAGGAUCUAGACCUGAGAAGGGUGGCUGGAAACCAGGAUCCAUAGCCUGACUGAGUAUGGAAGGGACAAGAAGAUGCGCCUCAGACACCACAACUUCAGAUCAACUUCAGCCCACAAGAAAGGACUGAGGCCAAAGAAUAUCCCAAGCGCACCAUCCACUCUGCCCAGGCACGCAUCCUCUCGGACGUGGAGGAUGACAUAAAGCCCACGACAACUCAAGCAUAGGUCUUCACGGCUGUUGUCAUUUGCCAGCCAGAUUUCUAUCCAAGAAAAAAUGUUAUUGUCCACUGACUUAGGACUGUCCUCGAAGACUGAAGACAGCCCAGGGAGGGCAACAAGGACGCUAGUACAGGAGGCCCCUUUUGUGCUGUGGGCACAGCUCUUUGCUCUUUCUUGAUGGCAUGGCACAGUAGAGGCCCCCUCCAAUGCUGAACCUGGAACAACAAAAAGGGACAGCAAAGAAAUAAACUUACGUCAACUCGUGGGAAAUAGGUGGCUAUGGAGCUUAGGGGAUGUCUCCUAUUGCCUGGACAAGACAGUUGGCUGGAAAUGGAAGAGGUAGUUGGUCUUCACAAGACAAAGGGCCUGAUGGGGAUGGCAACUAAGGACUCGCCAGACCUGCGGGGUGAGUGCACCCAUCUCCCUGCCAAUGUCCCCAGCCCCCAACUCGUGCACUUCAGUAGGCCAGUAUCCUAACCCUUCUCCAUGGCGUUCUCCUUUCUGCCAUUAUUUCUCUGGAUUUCGAGCAGUCAUGUGACUGGGAUUUGCCAAGUGGAUACUGGGGUACCACUGCCCCUAAGAAAAGACUGAGCCAGGAACUGCCUACUCACUGACCCCUCCCAGGCCUGGACCUGACUCCUGGGGGGGGUGCUCUCUUCACCCCACUACUUGCUGGACCUUGAAUGAGCCCCUGCCCCUCACCUGGGCCCUUUGUUGUGAGCCAUGGAUGGAGGACAUUGUACAGACACUUUGGCCUUCCCCAGUUCAGCCUACACCCCCAAACUUGUGAGUCUCUCCAGUGCUUUUGGGGAGAGGCAUGUCUAGGCAGCUACUCUCUCCCUAGAGGAAGCUUGCCUUUAACAGACAGAUGGCACUAAACCUUCCGAAUGGGAGGUCUGGCUGGACCCAAGAUAGAGAGACCAUGGAAAUAGGGUCACUGAGAGAUAGCUUCUCCAUGUCACAGGGGUCCCACCAUGCCCUGAGUAAGAGUCUCUUUGGCUCCGUUAGAGACCUCUACUUUGGGACUGUCCACAGCCAUCGGCCUAAGUGUUGUGUGUCCCCAUCAGCCCUCUUCCUUGGAAGGCUUCUUCCCGCCUCUUUGACAAAUGCCUCACUCAAGCAGCAGAAAAAAAUGAGCUCUCUUCCCCCACUACUGCCAGGUUAGCUGAAAGAGGCCUAGCCAGGACAAUCUUGACCAUUCAGAACAAAGCAGGGAACCUAGGGAAGAGAAGACUGUAUGUUUCUCUGACGGCCAGGCCUAGACAGACAAGGCUUGGGAACAUGCGCCCCACAGGAGGCUGAGAAGACCUUCUGUGGUCACUCCUCUUCCCCCUCCAAGACCCUCUUCCUACCACGAUCUGUCUUCAUAGUGACUUCCUCACUACCAACCUCCUUAGAAGAGCAGGUUGCCAUGGCAACCUCCAAACCACCCCCCCCUCCGGCCCCUUCCAGGCAGUGCAGCAGUCCCUUAGCUCACUUAGGCUCCUGGAGGGCAACUUGAGAGGGCAGUGAGCCAAGGAGAGGAGAUCCUCUAGCCUUCCGGCUUUCAAGAGAAAGGAGGCUACCAUUUGAAAGAUGGCAGGAAAAGGGAACUAGGUUUUCAUCGACCAGGAGCCUGGGGGUUGGACUGUCUUUAUUUUGAAACCACUAAAGAGCAAGGAUUCUUGCCCCAUUGUUACUCCACCUUCUUUUGGGUUCUUGCUUCUUCCUUUAAACAUGUUUUCCUUGGUUUUCAAGUGGAGUAUAGACUUUAGCCAUUUCACAGACUCUGGCCUCCUCUGUUACAUCUUUCUGAAUGGGGAGAGAAAGGUGGAGGGUCAGAGGGGGAGGGGGUCCCUAGCCACCCUGCCUCCAUUCACCCCAGUUCUCUGGUCCCUAGUCAACAGCCUCCUCCCCAUCUCCAACACCAUCACUGUCACACAGUAGCCUGUCACCGGAUAGCACAGUUCAGACAAGACUCCUUCAGAUUCCGAGACGUCUACCGGUUGUUUUUGGGUUUUUUGUUUUGUUUUGUUUUCAGUUGGUUUUUUUUUUUUUUACAGCAGCAAUAACCACAGCACAUAUUACUGUAGGUCUUUGUAGCGUUCCAUUCAGACACCAUAGGUUGAUUUCUCUUCUUCUUCUUCUUCUUUUUUUUUUUUUUUUGUUUUCAACUUUUAAAGAAAAAUGCUUAUACUUUGUACUGGUGAAAUGGAUGAAAAAAUAAAAAUAAAACAGCAAACCAGUUUGCAAAAAACAAAAUGCGGGAAAAGAAGUCACCCCAGUGUGGGAGAGCUCGGCUCCUGUUUAGCAUAUUGUACUUAAGGAAAUAAAAAGAAAGAAAAACCCA